AUGGUAAUGACAUCCACAGCCCAUCAAUCUAGCCUGUCUAGUGGCUUUGCCGCCAAUGCUACACAGCCAGUUGUAGAUGCCAUGUAUAAGCUAGGCUACAAGGAUGCUCAAUCGGACAGUGCAAAACAUGCCAAAGAAAGCAAAAACGAGAAAAAUGACAAAAUUGCAAAAGAUGAUGGAGCCUCGAUUUCCAGUGAUGAGGCUGUAAAAAACAAAUCUUUGCUUCCAUUCGGAAGAAAAAAGAGCAAGAAAAAGGACAAGCAUGGCGAAAAAGCAAGCCCAGAGGGUAAAACAAGUGCUGACGCUUUGAAAGGAAGCCAUAUUGAUGCUACCCAGAUUCAUGCAAGCUCCAAUGGUCGUGUCGUUUCUUCCCCACCCAAGGUAUCUAGAAUACCCAUUUCCAAAUCUUACGGUGGAGAUUUUUCAAACGGCAAGGACCCUGUUGACUUGACUCAAGGCGGCACUCCAAUUGAGAAUUCUGAUCCACAAUACAGCAAUGUGUCUAAGACUGUUGAUGGAGAAGGCGCCUUUUUUGAUCCAAGAGACACACAAGGUGGUGUGUACAAGGAACAUAGGCCAUCGUCUGAGCAUCAGGAUGAUACGCUCGUCAAAUCGAGCCACAAAGAUCCCCAAACCAUUGUACCCGGUGGUGUUGCCAUAGGUGAGUACGGGAAGCAUUCUGAGGCCACCCAAGCAGAGCUCAAGAACAAGUACACCAAUGAACCUGCCACCUCACUGGCCGGAAUUGGCCUGUUCUCGAAGGAGGACCAAAAAGAAUUGGAAACUGAACUUUACAACGCUGGGCGUCGUCAAGGUGCGGAGGAUUCUAAGUCUAAGAACGAUGGAAGUUCGAACAAGAAGUUGCUUGGUAUUAAGAAGUUGUUUGGUGCUGGUCACAGUAAAGAGGAGAACGCUGAGCCUAAAUCGAAUGAGAGCAACCACAACCGUGGUACGGCCUCCACUCGCGAUGAAAACCAUCACGCUGUAGGCUCCGAUUUGUCCGCGACCCACGGAAAAUCUACUAGCCCCACAAGUACUUCUCAAUCCUCGAGCACAAAGCAAACUUUGGGCCAAAAGCUUUAUGAUACAGGUUUGGAGCAUGGAAUCAAAGAUAAGAAAAGAUAUCUUGACGGAACAGGAGAGACUAGCACAAACACUUUGGGAUCUCAAUCUCACUCUUCCGACAGAAAAGGUGAGGAUUCAACUAACCGUGCUAUCGCCGACUCUUCGAAUGUUCUGAAGCAAAACGAGCUCGGUCUGUCUUCGGUUGCCAGAACCACUGGAGAGCCCAAGACCCUGAAUGCUGUUCAAGUUGACACCCAAAAAUUCUAUGAUGCAGGGGUCGCUCAUGGUAAGAAGGAUCAAAAGAGCUCUACAAGCCGUAGCGCUGACUCUUCAUCUCCCAGUUCCUCUUCGGACGAUUCUCGCGGGAAGGGACGCAGUCUUGGUCAGAAACUUUACGAUACCGGAUUAAUUCACGGUAUUAAGGAGGCUAAGAAGCAAGAGGCUACAAGCUCCAGUGUCAGUGGCUCAAAGAAAUCUGACGACACCCACUCCAAAGAGAACAAAAGCUUUUACGAGGCUGGUCUUCAACAGGGAUUGAAAGACGGCUGCCAUCAGCAUACAGCCAGUGGAGCUUCCACUUCAGGAGUUACCGACAGCGCAAAGCCUUCUAGCCAAAAGCAAACUGGAAGUGAUGAUGUUGUCUCCUCUCGAAACUUGCAUGACAAUAAGGAAAAGCAGUUCUCCACGCCUCAACAUUCUACUUCCACCAAUGAUAAUAGAACUGAGGGCUCAGUUCUUUCCGCUGUAGAGAAAUCAGCUCUUUACGAAGCUGGUGUUGCUCAAGCGAUCAAAGACUCGCAGAAGUCACCAACUCACAAGUCGGUAGACGAUGCCACAAAGAGAAACAAGAAUUUGCACGACAUCGAGACUCCUCAACUCUCUGAGCCACAUGAUUCUACACAUGAAAAGACUUGGACCGAGCUGAUCUUGUCUGCUGUCGGUGUGACUGGUCUUGGUGGCGCCCACGAUGCCAACGAUUCGUUGUCUCAGUCCCAGCAAUCAGCAAUUCCUACCAGUAGAGAGAAGACUGAUGCUGUUGGCGUGAAAUCUGCCGAGCAAUAUAGCACGGAUGACUCAGCUCAAGGUAAGACCUGGACCGAACUGAUUUUGUCUGCUGUUGGUGUGGGAGGAACCGGUACAGGUGCAGCAGCGGUUGGUGGUGCUCAAGUGCCCAAAAGCUCUCAAGCUCAAGACCAGAAGUUGUACGAUGCUGGGCUUGCGCAAGGUGUCAAAGACCAAAUGAAUCAUAUCAAUUCUCAGGGAGCUGCUUCUGCUUCCCGCACAGGUGUUACUCAAGACACUCGUGGAAAUUCCGAUAGUAUCCAAAACGUAAGCCACAGUGCUACUUCUGGCAAUGCAAAGGAUCAGAUUCAAGCACUUGGCACUUUGGACCCUGCUGCCCAGCCUACAACUGUAAAGUCUCACACCCAUGAGUCUACCACUCAAGGUGCACCUACAGGAACUGUAUUUGAUGAGAAGUUCUACGAAGCAGGACAUGCCAAGGGUCAACAAGAAAAGCGCGCUGUUGAGGACCAUGCUGGACUCGCUUCUAAGACUCAUGAAAGCAACGCUGGCUCCUCUGACUUCAAUAAGGGUCAUAGUUCCAGAGGUACGGAGGGACAAAAUCAAUCUCUGACCAUCAAUGCUUCUGAGAGCAAGGCACAUAAGGAGGACCACGAGGUUAACAAAUCUGUUUACAACCCAGCUGGAAUUCAAGGUGCCAUUGAGGAGUUGACUAAAGGCAAUGCUUCAAGCCACAUGCCUGGCGCUUAUGGUGCUGAGAAGUAA
Messenger RNA from Australozyma saopauloensis, 2853 nucleotides. RefSeq lists its product as uncharacterized. The record is from RefSeq and is a predicted model, not a curated record. The transcript has a single exon. The coding region runs from base 1 to 2853 and encodes 950 amino acids. NCBI's taxonomy places the organism in Eukaryota, Fungi, Ascomycota, Pichiomycetes, Serinales, Metschnikowiaceae.